AUGGGCUCCGUGUCCAACCAGCAGUUUGCAGGUGGCUGCACCAAGGCGGCAGAAGAGGAGCCGGAGGACGCGGCCCGGGCGGUGGAGGAACCGCAGCUGCUGCACGGGGCCGGCAUCUGUAAGUGGUUCAACGUACGCAUGGGGUUCGGCUUCCUGUCCAUGACCGCCCGCGCUGGGGUCGCGCUCGACCCCCCGGUGGACGUCUUUGUGCACCAGAGUAAGCUGCACAUGGAGGGCUUCCGGAGCCUAAAGGAGGGAGAAGCAGUGGAGUUCACCUUUAAGAAGUCUGCUAAGGGCCUGGAAUCGAUCCGUGUCACAGGACCUGGUGGGGUGUUCUGUAUUGGGAGUGAAAGACGGCCAAAAGGAAAGAACAUGCAGAAGCGCAGGUCAAAAGGAGACAGGUGCUACAAUUGUGGCGGCCUAGACCAUCAUGCCAAGGAAUGCAAGCUGCCACCCCAGCCCAAGAAGUGCCACUUCUGCCAGAGCAUCAACCAUAUGGUAGCUUCAUGUCCCCUGAAGGCCCAGCAGACCCCCGGCUCUCAGGGAAAGCCAGCCUACUUUCGAGAGGAAGAAGAAGAGAUUCACAGCCCUGCCCUGCUCCCAGAGGCCCAGAAUUGA
Elephantulus edwardii (Cape elephant shrew) is the source of this 618-nucleotide messenger RNA. RefSeq names its product lin-28 homolog A (C. elegans) (gene LIN28A). Gene Ontology annotation, molecular function: nucleic acid binding; zinc ion binding. The record is from RefSeq and is a predicted model, not a curated record. The transcript has 4 exons. Bases 1 to 618 code for a protein of 205 amino acids. NCBI's taxonomy places the organism in Eukaryota, Metazoa, Chordata, Mammalia, Macroscelidea, Macroscelididae.